AUGGCAUUCUACAUUGAAGAUGUCGUAGAACGAACAGACGGGUCGUUAGAACUAGGGAUCGUCGCCAGGACAUGGCAAGAGCAGCCCUCAUACGACGAACUAGAUGCACCGCUUGAUGAUCCUCUGAUGAGACCACUGGUCAAGGGCGAGAUCGGCAUACAGAUCGUACCAACAGGAAGACGCGAGAUUACUCAAGAAUCCUCGCUUAGACUCGUUGAUCGCUGCAUGUUCCUCCGCGGCGACGUCUGCAAGAGGACUUCCAAUGACGACCCUCAGUCUGGUGUCAUCCUCAACGUAAACGUGCAAGUCAAGAUACGCCAUACAAUCACCAAAGAGUCCGUAGACCAGUGGUUUGAUCGAGAAGAAUUCAAUCCACAGCAACCAAUGAUGCCAGGGGACUUUGUCUUUGCUCAGAAUUGGGUAGGACAGGUUGAAGAGACCUUCAAUGAGGCCUUGAUGGUCACCCCAAGCAAUCAAAUACAACCUCUAUACGAACUGGGUGGCCGCUUUGCCGUAGGGGAGAAAUGCUAUCCGAUCUCUGACGGACAAAACAUGACAGGGGAGCCAACAAACAUAAUCAUCAAAGUGACGCCAGUGGCAGCCGCCAUUUCUUGGAGCGCAGUAAACCAGAUGCUCACCCAAAGCGAAGCCGCAGAGUGCGCCCGACCGGACAAGUUCUGGCCUGCGGAUUGCUUCAACAAUUUGUCGGUUAUGCGAUCCCGUGGCUCAGUUGUUGGAACCAUCGGGGAACGAAUCGUGUUCAAGGACCCUGCACGACUUCAGCAGCUUAAUAUCAGAACGGCAGUCUAUACAAAGGACGCCAGUAGUACAAUUGUGGUCGACUCACUGAUGAUCACGGAUACCCGAACCCGGGUAGAGGUCUUAUGGCAAGACGGCUCACGUGAAUGGAUUCGCUCCACACAACUCGUCCCUCAUUUGGCGGUAGACGAGUAUGAAUGCUGGCCUGGCGAUUGUGUGCUAUGGAAGGGCGAAGACGAGAAGAAACUCGCCAUCGUCCAAUCGAUAUCGGCAAAGGAUCGAAUAGGCUCAGUCCGCUGGCUGCCCACACAAGUGAUCGAAGAUAUUUCUGUCCUUGAACUUGACCCACAAGGUGGCUCUCUCACAGACGGAAUCAAUGCCUUUGGUCUGCGCCGUGGAGAAUGUGUCUUGAUCCACAAGAUUGGCACAACUAAUGGCGUGCAACCACCACUGGUUCCAAAAGUGGGCGAACUCGAGAAUUGGGUGCACGAGCUGCCAAGCCGUGGGAAAGAUGGCGCCGUCGAGGGAUGGAGAGGAGAUUUGACCUCUGUCGCCAUGCAAACCCUAGGAUUUGAAUGGAAGAAAGGAGCCAGUGCUCUUCCUGUCACUCUGCCUAUAGAUACAGAACUUGUGGGUCAUUCCAUCAACGUCUUUCCAGGUGGAGAGCGCAGCAAUAUCGAUAUCACCUCGCUCGGGACUGGGAAAGACAUUGACUGGUUCGGCCAAGUGCUGGAUCUCACCCUUGAGGGCGACAUCGUCGUCGGGUUGGCAUCCGGCCAAACUGUUACCAUACCCUUGGAACGGUGCUCAUUGUACCGCGACUUUGAAGAUUACUGGGAUGGAGAUGGUGGUCCCGAAGCCGCUGGUGCUGACGAGAUGGAUGCCAUGUACGACGAUGAGGACUUUUCUGAGGGCAGUUGGGAGGAUGCAAACGAAGAGGAACGAAAUGACUGGAGUCACAUGGAAAUUGACGACAUUUCUUCUGAACCUGCCGUAACUUCCCGGCAUCUACCAGGUUCCAAGAUACCAGGAGCAUGGCCAUCCUCCCCCCCGUCCGACGACGAAUCAUCCAAUUUCCAAGAUUCCUCGCCGCAUGAGAGAGGCGAAACGUCACCACCCAGUCUCGCCAAAGCAGUGGAAUUGGUAACAGGCAACGUGAAUGCGGCUAUUGUUCAGGACGCUCAGGGAAUUGCAGAGGCAAGCACUGAAACCAAUUCUGCCAAACAUUGGACACGGUUCGAAAUACUACCAGAAGCACCUCUGGAUCACGCAUUCUACACCACAGAGCCGGUGGCACAACCAUCAAAAGCAUUCGUCUCUCGACUCGCCAAAGAGUAUAGAGUGCUGCAAUCAUCGCUGCCGGAAUCUAUUUUGGUGCGCGCGUACGAGGAUCGUACAGACCUCUUGCGAUGCUUGAUAAUUGGUCCAAGUAAUACCCCAUAUUCCGAUGCGCCAUUUUUCAUCGACUGGAGAUGUGACCCCAAUUCUUAUCCCCAAUCUCCUCCUGUAGCCCAUUUCCUUAGCUGGACCAAUGGAAAUGGUAGAGUAAACCCAAACCUGUAUGAAGAAGGCAAGGUUUGUCUGUCCAUUCUCGGCACCUGGGCUGGGGAUCGUAGCGAAUCUUGGAACGCUGCUCGAUCCUCGCUUCUUCAAGCUUUGGUGUCAAUUCAAGGCUUGGUUUUGGUCCGCGAGCCAUAUUUCUGCGAACCCAGCUUUGAGAAGAUGCGAGGGACGGAAGAAGGAAAGCUGAACAGUCGACUUUACAGCGAGAAGGCCUACGUCCUCUCUCGUGGAUUCGUACGUCGUGCGCUCGAAAUACCACCCCAGGGCUUGGAACAGGAGAUUAAUUGGUUCUAUCAUCAACACGGACACCUUGAUAAGGUUAUUGCGGAUGCCGAAUCGCUCAUCACAAGGAGUUCGACCAGCAUCCGAUCUCCCGAAGUGGACGAAGAUUCGGACAUCGCAAUCCCACGGUUGUCCGCUGGUGGAAUACUUAGCCUGCAGAAGACACUAAAUAAACUCAAGGAACUUCGCGUGUCCAGAAGCGAGACGUAA
This is a messenger RNA of Serendipita indica DSM 11827, 2814 nucleotides long. Lineage: Eukaryota; Fungi; Basidiomycota; Agaricomycetes; Sebacinales; Serendipitaceae. The record is from the annotation of a GenBank genome assembly.